Molecule: messenger RNA, 1170 nt
Organism: Penicillium griseofulvum
Lineage: Eukaryota; Fungi; Ascomycota; Eurotiomycetes; Eurotiales; Aspergillaceae
Product: Aldolase-type TIM barrel
Exons: 3
Coding region: 1-1170 (389 amino acids)
Molecular function (GO): FMN binding; oxidoreductase activity
Source: RefSeq, a predicted model, not a curated record
AUGGAGAAGCCUGUCGAAACCUUGCUCAAUUUAGACGAGAUUGAAGAUGCAGCCACUAAAGUUGUGAGCAAAAAGGCAUGGGCCUAUUAUUAUUCGGCAUGCGAUGACAAGAUCAGCAAGCACAAAAACACCGAGGUUUUCCGCUCCAUUCAAUUAAGGCCAAAAGUCUUUGUCGACUGCACCGAAUGUGAUUUAAACACUAAAUUGUUAGACAAUCAUGUGUCUAUUCCAAUUUAUGUUUCCCCUGCAGCUAUGGCCCGACUAGGGCACCCUUCGGGUGAGGCUGGAAUCGCAGAGGCAUGUCGUAGCUUCGGUGCUUUGCAGAUCAUUUCCAAUAGUGCAUCAAUGACACCGGAGCAAAUCGUUGCGGGGGCCGCCCCGGGCCAAGCAUUUGGCUGGCAAUUGUAUGUGCAGCACGAUCGAACCAAGAGUGAACGAAUGCUCGCUCGAAUUAAUAAAUUGAGUGCAAUCAAAUUUAUUACCCUGACAUUGGAUUCCCCCGUGACCGGGAAAAGAGAGGACGAUGAACGCAGCGGCAAUGUCAUUAGUUCUGAGGCUCCGUACCAGACUGACAAAAAUGACACCGGGGAAAUAAUCCCGGCUGCAGACCCAGUGUUCAAGGGAAUGGAUCCUGCUCUUUCAUGGACAGAGACCCUCGCGUGGUUGGCAAAGCACACCGAUCUCCCCGUUGUUCUCAAGGGCAUCCAAACGCACGAAGAUGCGUAUAUUGCUACCCUACAUACACCCCAGGUGAAAGGAAUUAUCCUUUCAAACCAUGGUGGUCGGUCUCUCGACACGGCUCCUCCUGCUGUCCAUACCCUGCUCGAAAUUCGGAAAUACUGCCCCGAGGUCUUCGACAAGAUUGAAGUGUGGGUUGACGGCGGCAUCAAGAGGGGAACUGAUGUGGUUAAGGCUCUUUGUUUGGGCGCACGCGGUGUUGGAAUAGGAAGAGCUGCGCUCUGGGGAUUGGGAGCUGGAGGAGUGGACGGGGUAAAGAGAACAUUGCAAAUAUUGACUAACGAGACCAAAACAUGCAUGCGACUUCUCGGGGCAAAGAGUGUUGAUGAGCUCGGAAAAGAACACAUAAAUACUCGACUGGUAGAGAAAGAGAUUUAUGAUGGGCCGUCUGGUCUCGAAGCCUGUCGGGCAAACUUCCGAUCAAAACUGUAA